GAGGGAAGAAAGAGAGAAAGAAAGGGAGGGAUGGAGGGAAAGAAAAAGGAAGGAAAGAAAGAAAGAAAGAAAGAAAGGGAAGUUAGAAAGAAAAAGGAAGGGUCCUCUCCCUCCGCAAAGGAGGACAAGAGACCUCAAAAUGCAAGCCAUCCAAGAAAACAGGCAGGGCAUGGCCAAACAAAAGAGCUCACACCAAUGCAAGUGCCUCCUCCUCGGCCAGGCUGAGAAGGGAGGACCUGGUGGGCAGCAGGCAGAGGGAGGGCAGGGGAAGGGGCGAGAGAUGGUCGCCUGCGGAGGAGGAGGAGGAGGAAGGCGGAAGGAGAGGAAGGCCAGGGCCAGAGGAGCCCGCUUUAGGGCAGCAGCAGCAGCAGCAGCAGCAGCAGCAGCUGCACGUGACGCGGUUCCUGGAAAGUUCCUGGAAAGCGGCCUCUGCGUUGCUGCUGCUGCUGCCCUUCCUUCCUUCCUUCGCCGGAGAGGAGAGGAGAGGAGGGGAGGAUGCUCCCAGUCCAGCAGCAGCAGCUCCGCUUCAGAGCCCGACGCAGAGCCUCCUGGAGCUGAAGCGGAGGAAGGGGAGCGGUGGCAGGGGCCUCUUGCUCCGGGGGCUUCCCUGGGGCCCUUGGGUGGCAUGGGCUUUGCUGGACUGCAGCCUCUUCCCUCCCUUCUCAGGUGCAAGUCUGGAGGAGGAGGGCAGGAUCCAGACCUGGAGGACAAUCCUUAUGCAAAGGGCUCUUGUUGGGUGGCACCUUUGAGACUGGAGUGAAAGAAAGAAAGAAGCUGGUGGCAUAGACUUUGGCAGACUCCAGACUCCUUCCCCAGAUGGACGUUUUUAAGGUCUGCAACUAACUGAAAGAAAGGAGACCUGGAGCUGCUUCCUCAGAUGGAUCCUUGGAGGGAAGAAUCCAGAGAGAGAAGCCCACGGAAAGAAAGGAGCCAAAAGCCUGAGCUGCCCUAGGCUUGAGGCUACAUUCCUCGAAGGAGAAAAAGAGAAGGAAGGUUUGGAGGGAAGAGAAAAGACUUGUUUAAGGGAAAGAAAGAAAGUCAUUUCCUCUGACAGAUGACCCAGAGGCAGACCUUUGAGAACCACUGAAAGAAAGAAAAGCUGAUGGCAUGAACUUUGGUAAGGCUUGAGCCACUUUCCUCAGAUACAUAUUUGGAGAAGAGGAUCCAGAGGCAGACCUUUGAGACCCACUGAAAGAAAAGCAGUUGGGAUCAUGAGCUCUGGCAAACUUGAGGCCACUUCCUCAGAUGCAGGUUUGGAGUGGAAAACCCAGAGACAGGCCUUGGAGACUCGCUGAAAGAAAGGAGCUGGGAGUAUGAGCUUUUGUAGUCCUUUCCUCAGAUGCCUUUCUGGAAGGGAAGAUCCAGAGACAGACCUUUUGAGACUCACUGAAAGACCGAAGUUGGGAGCAUGAGCUUCCAUAGACUGAAGGAGCCUUAAUUUCAUCCAGUGCUUGGAUCCAGAGACAGACCUUUGAGAUAUAGGGACUCAGAGGAGAGGGGAGCCUCCUCUAUCCCCCUUCUUCUCUUCCAACCUGACCAAACCUAAGGCUUGGCCUCCAUGCUCCUGGCCCAACGUCGAGGCUCCUGGGCCCUAGCUGGCCCCCAAUGACCCUCUCCUCGGAGGGCAACGAAAGGGCCGGAGGAGGGACCCACUGGACAGAGGCCCCUGACCAAGUGGCGGGCCUGGACUCGGCCAUGAGGGAACUCAGGUGCACAGGUUGGUACUGGGGUAACAUGAGUAUUGCAGAAGCCAAAGAAAAAUUACAAGAUACAUCUGAAGGAACUUUCCUGGUCAGAGACAGUUCUCACUCUGAAUACCUGCUCACUAUUUCUGUGAAAACAUCAGCAGGACCUACCAACUUGCGCAUUGAAUUUCAAGAUGGCAAAUUCCGAUUGGAUUCUCUUGUCUGUGUUCGAUCAAGACUUCGACAGUUUGACAGUGUGGUUCAUUUGAUUGAAUACUAUGUUCUUAUGUGCAAGGACAGAAGAACAGUUUCUGAAAUGCCUUCCAAUGGAUCAGUUCAUCUUUACCUGAAUAAACCCCUCUAUCAUUCAACUCCGUCUCUACAGCACCACUGUAGAAUAGCUAUAAACAGAUACACAAAUGAAAUCCAGGAACUUCCUCUACCAACAAGACUGAAGGAAUUCUUGAAAGAAUAUCAGUAUCAGGUAUAAGUACACCAUCUACUCUGCCUCAUUUUUUAAAAAUAGCAACAACAACCUUGAAUACAAUUGUAUGAAAAUCAAAAUCUUCAGCAUUCAGCUACAUAAUGCAACACAUAGGUAACUGAAAGAUACGAUGGAUAGAUGGGGCAACUGCGUUUAAUGUUUCACUAUCAAAACUGGUACAGAAUAAUGACCCUGAUGGUGAUUGAGUGGCCAGUAUCUAAACCUCACUUUGGGAAAACUGCCUUCAAGGGGACAAUGACAACAGAGAGAAGGAGAAAUUCAUUGCCCUCUGAAUUUGUCCACCACAAAUUGUUUUAUAUGUGAUUAGGGCAGAACCACAUCUAAAAAUGUGUUUACACAUACAGUUAGCCUGCCAUAUCCACGGAUUCCUAAUCCACAGUUUGAAAAUAUUAAAUAUAUAUCUAUAUAGAAAAAUUUCAUUAUGGGCCGAUACAGAUAGGCCAAAAUAAAGCUGUUUCGGGUCACUUUGGAGGUAUGCUGUUUAAAUGCUUCAUGCCUCCUAAGACUCCGGAAGCCACACCAAAGCCACGAUCCAGUCCUAAGGACUGGAAUG
Sceloporus undulatus (fence lizard) is the source of this 2743-nucleotide messenger RNA. RefSeq names its product suppressor of cytokine signaling 2 (gene SOCS2). NCBI's taxonomy places the organism in Eukaryota, Metazoa, Chordata, Lepidosauria, Squamata, Phrynosomatidae. The coding region runs from base 1606 to 2175 and encodes 189 amino acids. The record is from RefSeq and is a predicted model, not a curated record. Gene Ontology annotation, molecular function: 1-phosphatidylinositol-3-kinase regulator activity. The transcript has 3 exons. Gene Ontology annotation, biological process: phosphatidylinositol phosphate biosynthetic process; intracellular signal transduction. Gene Ontology annotation, cellular component: phosphatidylinositol 3-kinase complex.